AUGAGCGGUGAGACCUCAUCCAAGCUGGGCUCGACCCUAGCUAAGGGCCUCGGUAUCAAGGUCGCCUACAGAGACCCUCUGGGUGCGACCGCCGACCCUGUCACUAGAGGCGAAUCGACCUUUUCUAUGGGUACCGCCAACACAAAUCUAUACAACGAGCCUGAACCGACAAGUUGGGAAUGGAUCACCGAAGUCCUUCCGACUCCUCGUCAAUUGGGUAGAUACUUCAUCAGCUUGUUCCCCUUCCUCACUUGGAUUACCAACUACAACUUGCAAUGGUUGUACGGUGAUCUGAUCGCCGGUAUCACCGUCGGUGCGGUCGUUGUGCCGCAAGGUAUGGCUUAUGCCAAGUUGGCAGGUCUGGAAGUGCAGUAUGGUCUCUACUCCUCGUUCAUGGGAGUUUUGAUUUAUUGGUUCUUUGCCACGUCUAAGGAUAUUACCAUCGGACCUGUGGCCGUUAUGUCGACUCUUACUGGAACUAUUGUGCUGGAUGUACAGAAAACCUACCCUGAUUACCCGGCUCACCUGAUUGCUUCUUCCCUGGCUAUCAUCUGCGGUGGAAUCGUCUUUGUGCUGGGUAUCUUCCGCCUUGGAUUCAUCGUCGAUUUCAUUCCUCUUCCGGCUAUUUCCGCCUUCAUGACUGGUUCCGCCCUGAACAUUUGCUCCGGUCAGGUGUCAACCAUGCUGGGUGAGACUGCUAAGUUCAGCACCCGCGGUGCCACUUAUGAGAUUAUUAUCAACACGCUCAAGUACCUGCCAACCUCGACUCUGGAUGCCGCUAUGGGUGUCACAGCGUGCGCUAUGCUGUACAUUAUCCGCUCUGCAUGCACCUAUGCCGCGAAGAAGCAGCCUCACCGGGCCAAGAUCUGGUUCUUCAUCUCCACGCUCCGCACAGUAUUCGUUAUCUUGUUCUACACCAUGAUCAGUGCCGCGACCAACCUGCACCGCCGGGACCACCCGGCGUUCUCUCUACUCGGAACCGUUCCCCGAGGAUUCCAGCAGGCCGCUGUGCCCACUAUGGACCGCUACAUUAUCAAGGAAUACGCUAGCCAGCUGCCCGCUGCAGUGAUUGUGCUCUUGAUUGAGCAUAUCGCAAUCUCCAAGUCCUUCGGUCGUGUCAACAACUACACUAUCGACCCCUCGCAAGAGUUCGUGGCUAUUGGUGUCAGCAACCUUCUCGGUCCUUUCCUCGGUGGUUACCCUGCAACUGGUUCGUUCUCUCGCACUGCUAUCAAGUCCAAGGCUGGUGUGCGAACUCCCCUUGCUGGUGUGAUUACCGCCGUUGUCGUGUUGUUGGCUAUUUACGCUCUGCCCGCUCUCUUCUUCUACAUUCCCAAGGCAUCUCUGGCUGGUGUCAUGAUCCACGCCGUCGGUGAUCUGAUCACUCCUCCCAACACCGUUUAUCAGUUCUGGCGUGUUUCCCCGCUUGAUGCCCUCAUCUUCUUCAUCGGUGUCUUCGUGACUGUGUUCACCUCCAUUGAAGAUGGUAUUUACUGCACCAUUUGUGUGUCGCUUGCCGUUCUCCUCUUCCGUGUCGCCAAGGCCCGCGGUCAGUUCCUCGGACGUGUCACCAUCCACUCCGUGGUCGGAGAUCACCUCAUUGAUGGUGAUGGAAAGUACGGAUCUCUCGCCAACAAGACCCCCUCCGACGACGAGGAGCACCACCACCGCACUAUCUUCCUUCCCAUCAACCACACCGAUGGCUCCAACCCUGACAUUCAGGUGGAGCAGCCCCUCCCCGGUAUCUUCAUCUACCGUUUCGCCGAGGGCUUCAACUACCCCAACGCCAACCACUACACCGACUUCUUGGUAUCGACCAUCUUCAAGAACACUCGCCGGACGAACCCCGCCGCCUACAAGAACCGUGGCGACCGCCCUUGGAACGAUGCUGGUCCCCGCCGCGGCAAGGAGGGCACUGAUGACGAUUCUCAUCUGCCCCUCCUUCAGGCCGUUAUCCUGGACUUCUCGUCCGUGAACAACGUCGACGUGACCUCCAUCCAGAACUUGAUCGAUGUGCGCAACCAGCUGGAUCUGUACGCCUCUCCCCGCUCCGUGCAAUGGCACUUCGCCCACAUCAACAACCGCUGGACGAAGCGCGGCCUGGCCGCCGCCGGAUUCGGAUACCCCACCCCGAUCUCCAACGAAGGCUUCCACCGCUGGAAACCCAUUUUCAGUGUUGCCGAGAUCGAAGGCAACUCAUCUGCUGCUGCCCAUGCCGAAAUCAUCAACAACCAACGCGAGUUGUCGCUGCACCACAAGACCGACGACGCAGAGCACGGUAUCAAGUCCGACCACAAUGCCGUCGAGCGCGAGACCCAUGGCGUCGAGAGCUCUGCUUCCGAGCACUCCGACGUUAUCCACGAAGACAAGUUCUACCAGGAUAUCACCGACAGCAAGGCUUACAACAGCCGUCGCAAGGUUGCGCUCGUGCAGGGCAUGAACCGACCUUUCUUCCACAUCGAUCUGAACGCCGCGCUCCAGAGUGCUUCGGCCAACUCUUCAGACGAGAUUCCUCAUAUCGGUUAA
This is a messenger RNA of Penicillium brevicompactum, 2526 nucleotides long. Its product is annotated as SLC26/SulP family anion transporter. The transcript has 2 exons. Bases 1 to 2526 code for a protein of 841 amino acids. Gene Ontology annotation, molecular function: secondary active sulfate transmembrane transporter activity. Gene Ontology annotation, cellular component: membrane. Gene Ontology annotation, biological process: transmembrane transport. Lineage: Eukaryota; Fungi; Ascomycota; Eurotiomycetes; Eurotiales; Aspergillaceae. The record is from RefSeq and is a predicted model, not a curated record.